Molecule: messenger RNA, 1123 nt
Organism: Aedes aegypti (yellow fever mosquito)
Lineage: Eukaryota; Metazoa; Arthropoda; Insecta; Diptera; Culicidae
Product: RWD domain-containing protein 1
Exons: 2
Coding region: 253-984 (243 amino acids)
Biological process (GO): cytoplasmic translation
Molecular function (GO): protein binding
Source: RefSeq, a predicted model, not a curated record
ACAGCGCAACAUUUCGGCUUCGGUAGUGCGGUGUUUACAAAAUUCGUAUGGAAGUCAGGUUCUUAUCGAGCAUUAUAGAGUGGUACUGUUGGUGGCGGAAAUAAAUUGAAAAAAAUCCGCGUUCCGCAUGCCGUUCCGAGCACAAAUCGACUCUUAAAUCAUUUUUAGUAUAGUCGCGUUGCUUCCCCUAUCGGUAAGAUUGGUAAACAUCUCUUGAUACUGCCAUUAGUGUCCUCUAGAAAAUCGGAAAGCAUGGAGCGCAAUCACCGGGAAGAUCAAUGCAACGAAAUUGAAGCGCUCGAUUCGAUCUACUGCGGAGAGCUGGAAGUGCUAGCAACGGAACCUUUACAUCGGUUCAAACUUCCCAUUGCCACCACCGAAUACGAUCCAGAAGUGGAAACAGAAGGAUUGUCUUGUAAGCUGGUGUUUACCUAUACGGAAGAAUAUCCGGACACUGCGCCACUGGUAGAAAUCGAAGAUCCGGAAAAUUUUCGUGAUGGGUACGAAAAAGGUCUGUUGGAGCAUAUUCAAGAAACGAUCCAAGAAAAUAUUGGCAUCGAAAUGAUUUUUUCGUUGGUGAGCUCCGCACAAGAGUGGCUCAAUUGCAAAUACGACGAACUGAAGAAUGAAGCCGAAAAUGAGAAAGAGGAAGCAAAGCGACGUCUGGAGGAAGAGGAACGCAAAAAGUUCGAAGGCACUCGCGUUACAGUGGAAUCGUUUAUGGUGUGGAAAACCAAUUUCGAGCGGGAUAUGGGAAUCACGGAGCGGAAAGAAAAGAUUCUCGGCGAAACGCGGAAGCUUACUGGGAAAGAGCUGUUCCUCCAGGAUAAUACUCUCAACGAAUCCGAUCUUAAGUUCCUUAUGGAUGCAGGAGAACCUAUCGAGAAUGUGCGAAUCGAUGAGUCCCUGUUCCAGAACAUUGAAGAUCUUGAACUGGACUCGGACGAUGAUGACGAUGAAGAUUAUGUGCCGGACGAAAAAUAAAACGGGGAGCGAAAAGCGUGUCGGUCUGUGGAAUCGUUAUUUGAAUGUUUUUUUUUUUAUAUUUACUUGCUUAGGACCUUAAAAAUGUGAAAGGGCAUGUUUAACAAAACAAGUAUCGAUUGAAGUCGGAAAAAAUAUU